Pyrenophora tritici-repentis Pt-1C-BFP is the source of this 1719-nucleotide messenger RNA. RefSeq names its product clock-controlled protein 8. Lineage: Eukaryota; Fungi; Ascomycota; Dothideomycetes; Pleosporales; Pleosporaceae. Gene Ontology annotation, biological process: phospholipid biosynthetic process; regulation of transcription by RNA polymerase II; endoplasmic reticulum unfolded protein response. Gene Ontology annotation, molecular function: transcription corepressor activity. The record is from RefSeq and is a predicted model, not a curated record. Gene Ontology annotation, cellular component: endoplasmic reticulum; nucleus.
AUGGAGCAAGAACGGCCACUACAACGUCCCCCGCCGCCUGCUUAUACCCAACACGAGCCUGAGUCCCUAAACCUACCGUCAGUUCCGACGCAUAUACCGAGCCAUCAUCCGGACCAUGGUCCGCUGCCGGGUAUCAAGUCGUUGCAUCUGCCCGAGACCAAGCCACGACACACACCGCACAACUCGGUAGAAUAUAGCCCACGGUCGCAGCUGGACGCGUCACAAUGGGGUCUACUACCAGCACCAAACAGCGCCACGUUCCCGAGGGCGCCAGAAAGCCUACCGCGCGAUGAUAUAGGGAGCCCCAUGGACACGGCUAGCGUACGCAGCAUCCAAGAUGACAGUAUGAGCAGGCGGGAGACGAGCGUCAGUAUGGACGACCCGGACGUUAGGCUAGCGGCCGAGGCGCUGAGCGGGCUUGGGAAUCCAGACUUUGUGCGCUCCCCAACGGCGCGAUCGCUCACACUAUCUGCUCGUGAACCUACCACCGAACCACCGGAACCGCUUCUCUCGCUCAUCACAUCGAAUCACCCGUGGCUUGGAAGCUCCAUCAAUGGCUCCAUAUCUGCUUACAACACCACCAAGGGCUACACCCCACGUCUGGUCCAGUACGGCGCAGAGCUCAUUGAGCGUAACAUCGGAUCACCCAUGGUCAAUACUGUAUCGUCUGUAGGUAGGAGGACAGGCAUGGAGAAGAGCCUGCGGCGAUAUCUCGGCGAAGGACACCGACGACCUAGCGAUCUCGAGCAAGGAGACGGCGACAGCUCAAGAAGCAAGAGGCAAAGAAUCGCUAGCCCAGCGGACGAUGCCAUGGACGUGGAUGAUGCGCUUGCCGCAGCGUCACGAACAAGAGGCGGCUCCCAGUCGUCCUACUCUGAAUCGCUUCCUGCAUACGAUGACCAGCGAUCGCCAAACUAUGAGGAGGCAGUCAGAUCUGGUGACAUCACAUCUCGUAAAGCCCCAGAGCAACAGUCCAACACGCCACAAGACCGCCGCGUCAACUGGUCUACCCAGCUCAUCAUGACGACUUCUGGUCUCGGUGUCGCCCUCUCCGAAACCUCACUUCGCUCCCUAAAGCUUUGCCUCGGCCUCCUCCGCGGCGCAACCACACACAUCGACUCGGUCAUGCGCGCCCUCAAGCUCGUCCUAGAAGAAUACGAAGCCGUCCUGCGCUCCCAACGCCAGUCCAGCAACACCAGCACCAUUGACGAAAAAAACCAACUCAACGGCACAAUGGCGCAAAUGGGUCUCGCAGACUCCUCCGACAAGGACGAGCAAGUCCGUCAAAUCGCUGACCGCAUAAAAGCCCUCUCAUCAGAUAUCUGGCAAACACUCCAAUCAGUCGUUCAAUCCGUAUCUCGUUAUACGGGCGGCGCGCUCCCCCAGAACGCACAAACCGUCGUUCGCACGCAGCUCCUUUCUGUGCCGCAGCGCUGGCAGCUCGCGGGUCGUAACGCCGGUGGUGCAAACGCGGCGGGCGAUGAGGUGCGCGGUGCGAAUCGCAUGUUGGCAUUUGCAAAGGAGGGGCUUGAUAUGAUGGGUCAGAUUACGGCGGUUGUGGAUGGUACGGUGCAGAGUGCGGAGAGUUGGCUUGCGAGGAUUGGGCGGAGGCCUGUUGGUGGGUCGGCCGCGCAGGGGCAAGGACAGCAGCAGGGUAGGGGAGAGGAGAAGACGCCGUUGGCGUUGGAGGCGGGGUUUUUGGGUGGGGAGAAGAGGUAG